AUGGCACCAAUACCUGAAUUCUUAAACCAAUAUAUUAUUAAAAGCAAAGAAAAAUUAAAUAAAAGUAAUUACAAAAUUUUUUGCAAGGCGUGUGUUGAAGCACUUGGUGAAGAUAAAGGGAAGCAAAAUUGUUUUCCUAACAAAACGGAUAGAGUAAUUUUGCACCUUAAAAGGUGUGAAAAUUUUAAUAAUAAGACCAC
Molecule: messenger RNA, 200 nt
Organism: Racocetra fulgida
Lineage: Eukaryota; Fungi; Glomeromycota; Glomeromycetes; Diversisporales; Gigasporaceae
Source: the annotation of a GenBank genome assembly